Molecule: messenger RNA, 345 nt
Organism: Oncorhynchus tshawytscha (Chinook salmon)
Lineage: Eukaryota; Metazoa; Chordata; Actinopteri; Salmoniformes; Salmonidae
Product: neurotrypsin-like
Exons: 4
Cellular component (GO): membrane
Source: RefSeq, a predicted model, not a curated record
CCACGGGGCGUGUGGGGAUCCGUCUGCGACGACCAAUGGGAUGAGAGCGACGUGGAGGUCGUCUGUCGACAGCUGGGCCUGGGGGGUGUAGCACGAGCGUGGGGUCAGGCGUAUUUCGGUGCGGGGUCAGGCAGGGUAUGGCUGGAUGAGGUGCGCUGCACGGGGAACGAGCUGACCCUGGAACAGUGUCCUAAAGCUGCCUGGGGAGAACACAACUGUCUCCACUCUGAAGACGCAGGGGCCUCCUGUACCCCUCUCACUGAUGGUUCAGUGCGGUUGUCUGGGGAUAGUGGGAGCAGUGAGGGCAGGCUGGAGGUGUUCUAUAGAGGUCAGUGGGGACGGUGA